Messenger RNA from Glarea lozoyensis ATCC 20868, 939 nucleotides. RefSeq lists its product as uncharacterized. The record is from RefSeq and is a predicted model, not a curated record. NCBI's taxonomy places the organism in Eukaryota, Fungi, Ascomycota, Leotiomycetes, Helotiales, Helotiaceae. The transcript has 3 exons. The coding region runs from base 1 to 939 and encodes 312 amino acids.
AUGCCUCCCAAGCGAAAGUACCUUGUCAUCGAUGACUCUGACGAUGACACUGACGCCUCAAUCGAACUCAUUUCAAUGGGACACACCCCAAUAGAUCGACACACCCCAAUAGAUCAACAAAUCCCAAUCGGUCAACAAUCCUCAAGCAUUCAACCACUCUCAAGCACUCGAACAUCCACAAGCGGUCGACCAUUCUCAUUCGGUCGACAGUCCUCAAUCGACCAGCACACCUCCGGUCAACAAACCCCAAUCGCUCAACCUUCUGCAGCUCAAAACCCAAGUGACAAUGGAAGAGGCUACAUUUGCAGUCCUCACACCACCCAAUUGGAAGCCCAAUCAAUUCGAAGUACCUCAAGUCCCGAAUUGGCGUUUCUGCCCCGCAUAAGAGAUCUCUAUGGCCCAAAUGUCUACCCUUCGGAUUUCUUGCCAUUAGGAGAGGGGCCCUCAAGUGCAGGCGACGGAACAAACAUGAGCGAAGCUUACUUUAUGCUCUUCGCAACAUCAUCUCCUAGGUUGCCCGCUCAAGAGAUAAAGCAGAAAUUCGAAGGCUUGUGUGCGAGAGGAUUGGUUGAGGAACAAGAUCAUUUUGCUUCGUUGCUUGAUACAAUUGCCGCCCAAAUGAUGGAAAUUCGCAUCUUUACUGGACGAAGUGGGGAUGCCCAAAAGCGUCUCGGGGUCACGGCUGCAGACCUGAAAGCGGUGGUCAAUGGGUGGGACGCGUGGAUCAAGAAAGAAAAGCUCAAUCUCAAGAGCAUUGCAGACUAUAGGGCCGAGGCAGUCAAGCGGAAGUCUAAGGUCCCUGCCAAUGAGGCAUUGCGAAUCAAGGAGACAAGUCUUUUGCGGGACAGAGGAAUCAAUCUGGAUGGGACUCCAGUCGGGGAAGUGGUCGAAGCCCAAGGUGAAGAGGAGGAAGCUCGAAUUGAAGGGGAGGAUGUCUAA